Messenger RNA from Pyrgilauda ruficollis (rufous-necked snowfinch), 903 nucleotides. RefSeq names its product keratinocyte proline-rich protein-like. Bases 1 to 903 code for a protein of 300 amino acids. NCBI's taxonomy places the organism in Eukaryota, Metazoa, Chordata, Aves, Passeriformes, Passeridae. The record is from RefSeq and is a predicted model, not a curated record. The transcript has a single exon.
AUGCACUACCCCGGCGAGCGCUGCCCGUCACUCCUCCUACCGGGCCCCAAAUUCAUCCCCGAGCUGCUCCCGCCGUGCCCGGCUCACCCCGAGCCCUUCGCCAACACCUGCCACCCCCUGAGCAUCACCAAGGGCCCGGCUCCGCGCUGGCAGAGCUGUCCCCAAGGUGCCACCGCGGUGUCGCUGCUGCCGUGCCAGCCGCUGGUGCAGAAGUGCCUGCUGCUCUACCCCGAGCCCUGCGAGACCACGCGGCUGCUGCCCCGCCCGAGGGGCUCCGGCGUCCCCCAGACCCUGCCGGCCCCACAGAGCCCUCGCGGCGACAAGAAACGCGUGGCCAGGAGCCUCCCGCCAUGUGCUCCGCGCUGCCCCGAGCCGGGCCGGCUGCGCUUCCCCCCGUGCGGCAUCCGCUGCUCCUCGGCGUCGUGCCGCGGCGAGUGCCGCUCGCACAAGGUGGCCGCGUGCCUCCCACGCUGCCCCGAGCUGAGCGGCGGCUACUCGCUGCCGCUCCGCGGUGUCACCGAGUGUCCCCCGCAGCAGAGCGUCACUCGCUCCUUCCUGCAGGAGCAGCUGGCCGGGGUCGCCCCGCACCGCUGCUCCAAGGGGUACCCGACGCAGGAAUUUGUCACCUGCUGCUCCACGGAGCAGCGCCUGAGCAGUGCCACCACCACGUGCGGCGUCACCAAGGCCACCAAGGAGUGUCCCCCGCUCCGGAUGGUGGCCAAGGGCUCGCUGCCGCUUGAGGGGACCAAGGGCAGGAGCUGCUCCGCGCAGCACCUGAGCAAGUCCCGGUGUGGCCACCACCACCCCCGGGGCUCCCCGCGGCCCUCCCGGCUGGCCCCGGCCGGGGCCAAGCGCUCCAGCCACUCCAAGAAAAGCCGCUCCGCCUCCAAGUGGCUCUGGUGA